Molecule: messenger RNA, 5119 nt
Organism: Amoebophrya sp. A120
Lineage: Eukaryota; Dinophyceae; Syndiniales; Amoebophryaceae
Source: the annotation of a GenBank genome assembly
AUAAAACAGAAAGCAAAAUAGCGUUUCAGCUGGCCAGCGCCAGCUCGAGUAGAAGAUGUUUCACCUUUUUCUGGUAAGAAAGUAAAGAGGUCCACAAGUAUUCCUCAAAAAGGACUACACGGAUCAGUUCUCAUUCCAACCGAUUUCAACAUUCCAAAUUUAUGGUCUACAACACGCGCACUAAUCUUGUCUUCGAAGUUACCACUAGUUUCAUCACGCCUACCCAAAUAACCCAUGAAUAUGACCCAUGACAAAAUUUUGAUUUGUAGGCAAUAGGCAUUGGCAGCUCUUUGAUUCUGAAAACAUGGCAAGCUAAAUAAAUCAUCUAUCGUGUAGUUGUAUUAGGAUAGUCAAAGCCAAUCAGAACUUUUACUUCAAAAUGCCGUUCGCCGCGGUUUCCACAGCGGACAAAGAUGCCGCAAUCUUCCUGGAAGCCAGACGGGGUCAGCAGGUGGAGUGUAAGCAAUGCGGGAAAGCGUGCAUGACGGACGACUGUCCGUACACCUACACGUGUAAAAACGAGCAUUUAACCUGGCUCUGCAGCAAUGAGUGCGGCGCGCGGUUCAAGAAGGAAAUCGAGAAGCAGAUCAAGGCCAUGUCGCGGAUGCACAAAACGCGGUUGAACAACUUUGAACUGAUGAACUUAGACGAAGCGAUGAAGCGGAACGCUUUAAUCUGUCCGGAGUGUAAGGGGUGUUGCCAGUUUUUCGACAAUAAGAAAAUCCGGGAAGAGCAAACAGAGCAGAAGAAACUAGACGGGGAUGUGAAUAGCUCGGAAGAGGAAAAGAUCCGGGAAAGGGAUGAACUAGUCGCGGGCAUGGAGCCGGAAGACCAGGACUAUGAAAUGUUUGCCGACCUUCAGGAGUUUGCGAUGGUCGGAUAUGAAGAUGUUGACGAAGACAGUGAAACGGAGGCGAUGAAUGCAGUGUCGAGGCAAGUGAGGGAACAGAACCGAAUUUUUGAAAGCGAGGCGAAGGCUGUGGAAUGGCUCGACAUGGUCUCCGAAAAAAUUUUAUGCAUUUUGCAAACAUAUGGAUCUGGGUCUGGAACAUCAAGGUGUUGCAACUUGUAAUGCAUACUGUAGAUUCAUAUCACACAAAUGCCCAUUUUUGGCCAUGCUGAAAGUGCAUCUGUUCCCAUGCGAUAUAUGGUUUUGGUUUUUCUUUUUUUUUGCAAACGAAACAAGCCCUUACAAAUAAACCUGUCAUGCUGGUGUACCCAGCAUUCCAGUCCUCGUAAGAAUCUGCAUCACAAAAUCCUGCACUCAUCCAGACCCAAAAUCACGUGUUUGCCAUGCAUAAAUUGAGAGCAACCAGUUGAUGGCAGAUCCGGACGAGGUCGAGGAGGAGGACGACGAUUCCUCUUCAAAAGACGACAUGAGCAAAAUGCACCUCGUUCCGGUUUUGACGAAAACGUUGAAACCGUUUCAAAUCGACCGGUUGAAGAAACGAUACAGGAGAUUCCGCGAAGCAUACGAACUGUUUGAGAUGCGGAAGCACGAAAAGGCGUUUGAGGCGAUGCAGAAGCAGCAGGAACAGAUUAAGAAACAGCAGGAGGAGGAGAAGGAAAAAAAGCGGUUAGCGGAACUGGAGAAGGAAGAACAGAAGAAAAAAGAGCAGGAGGAGCGGAAAAGACUCGAAGAGCAGAAACGGAAGGAGAGAGAAGAGAAACUCCGGUUAGCGAAGGAAAACGAAGAGGAGAACGAGCAGGACAGUUCCAUGAUGGCUACUUCGGAGUUGGAAACGUCUCAAGCGCCAGAUUUCGACAGCAUGCGGGUUUUAAAUUCCCCCCGGAAUUACGAUGAAAACGGGGAGAAAAUCGCCGGUGGAGGAAACAACAACAAUAAUUCAUCUGCUGACAAAGACAACACCAUCACCAUGGAGGCGUUUGGUGCUUCCGGUGCGGUCUUGAAAGUCAAAAAGAAGAAGCAAGCAGUAGAAGACAAAAACGCAAAGAACGGAAAACAAGCAUUAAACAAGCAGCGACAAUCCUUCAAGUACCAGUCACGGAAAACCCUCAACACUUUAACCGAAAAACUCGCGGAGAUUCUCAACACCAAUACCGAAAUGCCGGAUGUGACAAACGAAACAACCGAGUGGUGCGAAGAUUGGAUCAUGGACCAGCUGGAAAAGAACGGGGAAUUGGAUUUGUUCAAAUACGUGGAUAAUCUAGUAAGAGAACAGGCCUCCAUGCAGUGGUCGGCGUUUCUCACCCACUGUGGCAAAAACGCGAAGAAGAAGCCAAGUCAAUUGGAUCAUCUGUCGCUGAUCCAUUUUCUCGCUUUCUUGGGUGACAGGGCGCCGGAGAUGCUGUCGUUAGUGGAUGGGGACGGGAUUUUGUACGUGGUCAUGCGGAUGGUUGGCGGGGAAUUGACCGAGUAUGCUGAUUUAGAUAAGAGAAAAACCUGGGCGGAGAAUGCGGAUAAAUCAUUACAAAACACGCAGUUAACGAUGUUGACACAGACGUCUUCUGCGCAGCUAACGAACAGCGGCAUGAACAGCGGUGCAGGCGGUCCUUCUAAACAAGGUGGCAAUUUGAACAACCAAAACGGACAUCAAGAUUCCUGGAUGGAGGAAGACGAGGAUGACUACCUGGACGACAGCCGGAAUUUAGAUCAGGACACGGAAGUGGAUUCUUACUACGGCCAGAAUUCCAAGAAUAGAAGAGACAAUAAUUACAACAACAUGCAGAUCCCUUUACCGGUAACCACGUCCACGAGGACAGACCAGACAAGAACGAAGUCGAAGGAUGAAGUUGAGUAUGAGUUCCAAAACCAGUCGGGGCUUGUUCGAACACAAAGCGACGCCGAGUGGUACGACUACAAACCGCCGCCACCGCCGCAUAUGGUAGAGGUUUUGACGUUUCUCUCUCUUUUGUGUUGUGCUUGCGCAUGACAGAUUUUUAGAAAGUCGUGGUCGCAAAAAAAUGCAUAAAACGCAUGACGAAUAAACCAAAUUCUAUCACAGCCCACCGCCCACGCCAUCUACAUGCAAGACCAACAGCACGAUGAGUGGGAGAACAAUGAGGAAUUGCAGGAAAUGCUCCGUGGGGAUUACAGUAGCUUUCGACACCGAGAUUUCCUGCACGACGACGAAUCCGAUUACAAACUCCGGGAGCAGAUGUUCAAUCUGGGCAAUCUCUCUUCCGCAGACCCAAGUCAGAUUGACAUCUCCGCGGAUUCUAGGACCACUUGCCCACCACUCGCUAUGCAGAUUGAAGAUUUUUCCCACGAGCAGAAAAUCCGAAAUUGCUUGCGGUUCGUCUCCUUAGAAUUCUACAAGUACAUGGCGGUGGUUUUGGAUGAUUACUAUCCACUGCAAAUAUGUCUGGGUCUGGGAACUUGUGAUGCACGUCUGCGAUUUUUGAAGAGCGCACUUGAAUGGGUAACAACGCAUGGCAACUUUUUCAGCUGCUAUGUUUUGCGUAUUCGCAUGGCAAAUGGCGUUUUUGCAUGACAGGCUAGAGGAGCUUUUGUUCGUGCGUAUGCAUCACAGACCUUAGAGUCAUGCCAGAAAGAUAUGACAAACCGUGCAUCCCUCCAGAUGACCCUGACCUAUUUGCAAUGCAUAACUACAACCAGUACACAAAUUUGGAUAAACACUGGCUGCACUUCAUCAUAAAACUGUGCGAAGACGAAGAAUGUGAGGAAUACGAGUGCAUACCGGGGUCGGAAGGUAUUGUAUAAAGGAAGCGAUUUAUUUGCUCGCGUAUUUGAACAGAACUUGUGUUGCUAGUCGUGCCAAAAGAGACGUAAACCUGUCAUGCAUUGCCACCUACAGAGACAGAUUAUAUCACAACAAAAAACAGCCUAUUGGGCCGACGUCCGCGACCGUCUUGCGGAUGCUUUAGCCACUCUUACCUGGGAGAGCGAAAACCGUGAGAGGGAGCAAAACGGCUAUUUCCGGGCGAUGAGGGAUAGAUUCGAUUCCGAUGAUUCGCAAGACAUAUCAAAUGCAAAAAUGUCUGGGUCUGGAAGAUUGCUGGGUUUGUCACGCAGGUUUCCCAUGACCCACGCAGUCCGGCAUGCACGGCCUAGCAUGACAGAUUCUGCGAGAUCUCUAUCAUGCAUUUCCUGCAUGAGAAACUGCCUCUAAACUUGAUCAAAAGUGGAGAAAUUUUGGUAAUCAUGCACCACAAAUUUUUUCACGAUCCAGAUGUAGCAUGACAAGUUACACUCUUCUAGACCCAGACAUAUUUGCAAUGCACAAGACACGCGUAACUGCUACUCUGUAUCCGGCGACAAUAUUUAUUUCAAAGAGCAGUACCUGGCGGAGUGGUUCGCGGACAUCAACCAAUUACUACCGGAAAGAAGUUGGAGAAAAUUAAAAUGCAGCAAGAAAACCUCGCUCGGCGAGAAGGUUUGGUAUUUGAACACGGUAACGCACGAGUGGUUUUACGAGGAUGAUGUAGAGGCGUUCGGAUGGCGGAAGUUUUUAACGCCAGUGCAGCAAAGGGAGGUGAAACCUGACGGAGAAGACGAUUUUUCAGACAUGGACACGGAGGAUGAUGCUCGAGGACGGGCGAGAAAGAACCAGCAAAACGGAAGUAAUGGGAUUAUUACGAAUGGAACAACUUCGAAUCAUGUCCCAGACCACGAAAAUAACGUGAAAACGUUGCCAGUGAAGAGCUGCAGGUGGUUUUUGAAAGUGAAGGAGCCGGGAAUUGGCAGGUGGUUUCAUGCGAAUAUGAAGGGAUAAAAAGAAAGUAGUUCUUGCUCUUUAUCUUUUUCUCUAUUUCCCCGCCCGUUUGCUAAAAAUUUUGGAUUCGAGGCGGUUUGAUGUCACAGGAUUGGGCCUCGGGAGGGGGCGCCUUGAUUCAAACGUAAACGUCCAUGUCAUACUGAAGCGUGAAUCUGCCGUUUGCGUGUAGAACAAAAGCGAAGUUUCACUUCUAUUAUAUUGAGUUGGAGGACCCCCAUGUUGACCCUGCGAUGAUGAAUUACACCCCAGAAAAACAAGCGACCACUUUUGCGUGAAGAAGGGCCAGAAGAAUGCCCUUCUUUCCCCUCCUUUCUAACUCCAUUGUAUCAUGAGCAUGACUUUCAGAACAAUUCUGCCCACUCAGCGAAACAAGAACCCACUCUGGUCCAAAAUCUUUAUGGCAAUGCGCAAUAAAGGAU